GAUGGCGAACCUCAUAGCACUCGAAUUCCUUACCAAAUCCUUGUUCGCGAACGGCUCAAAUGCAUUCACAUGGAAAAUUGUGACAUCCAGGCAGAUUUCAUUGAAAGCUUGCUUGGAAAUCAAGAAGCGGGGAAUGGUCUCAUACACAAAUUGGAGGAGCUUUCGUUCAUUCUUUGCAAUCUGGAGGUGUCUAUUCAAAACAUCAGGACUCGCAUAUCUAGUACUACGCCCACUGCGCCCAAUCUCCUGGCCUUGUUUCUGUAUCGUUCGGAGGGAGAAAAUAUUCAAAUAAAGGUCCUGGACUAUACUACACUAACAUUACGCCGGCUAAUGCCAACCAUUGUCCCACGUUCGUUCGGCAUUACGUCCUUGGAAUUGCAAGUCGGGUCCUUUGAAGAUGGGGGAAGUAUGUCCACGUUCUUGACAAAUUUAACAUUCCCAUUCCUCGGAAGGCUUGUUAUUCGUCUCGAAACAUGUCUAUUCGAUCUACUUGGAAGGUCAAAGGAGACGAGAUUGUACUUGGAGAUACUUGGAGGACCUCUAACGAUUGGUAACGCUCUCGCAGGACACCCUAUUUACACGAUAACAGAAAGUAAUGGUAUUCAAUUAUCAGAGGCCGCUCAAUUUGAUUCAAAUAAUGCCACCCACUUGUCGUUUCCUGCAUUGAAGGGCCUUAUUUUCAAAGGAUUCCUGUCAUUUCUCGAUACAAUCGAAGCUCCAGUAUUGAUGUACGCGAAGUACGAAUACGAAUGUCGUGGAAAAUUCAGAGACUACGGGGCCGUUCAUACAGCAUGGCUCAAUUCUCAAAUCAAGAAGUUACACCUUCAAGGAGUCAAAUUAGAUCUUAGCAUGAACCCGUUCGAACUCACAAACCUAACGUGGCUUUGCCUGGAUCGUAUCACCGUCGUCGGUCCAUUCAAGUCGUGGCUCUUUCUCCCCAAUCUCCGCACUCUUAUCUGGAAACUUGAUGAGGUAUUCCCAGCAACGAAGAAAUAUUUUGAUGAAGUUCUCAGUGAGGAUGGUAUAUUUGGGCCAAUGGGCAAUCUCCAUACACUUGAACUUCACUCUUUCCCUCUUAAGAAUGGUAAUCCUCACAUCGCUCGACUCCCGCACCAAAUACUUCUCAAUGGAAAACUCAAAUUUCUUCGCAUGGAGAAUUGCGAUAUCCAGAAUGAUUUUCUUGACAGUCUGCUGGGAACACAGGAA
Acaulospora colombiana is the source of this 1206-nucleotide messenger RNA. The record is from the annotation of a GenBank genome assembly. NCBI's taxonomy places the organism in Eukaryota, Fungi, Glomeromycota, Glomeromycetes, Diversisporales, Acaulosporaceae.